UCAAAGGAACCAUGGCAACAUUCCGAAAACAAGUUGCUUUUGAAUUUUCAAUCAAUUCGAAAUUCUACAUUUAAAGACCGAAUUGAAUAUAAAAAAAUAAAGCUAACAACAUGGACAAGCCACAGCUCAUUGAACAUUUGCACGAGUCCGUGAACUACACGGUGUAUGAUACAAAAUGGAUACCGCUAUCAGCCAAAUUUGUGGUGCUUGGCUCCAAGCCUAAUAGCCAUGGAAUUUUGGACAUUUACGAGCUGAACGAAGAUAAGUUAGAGAAAGUCAAGUCUGUGGAAAAGAAGGCGGCUUUCAAGUGUGGCACCUUCGGAGCCUCCUCGCUGCGCAACCGGCACAUGGCAAUUGGCGACUUUGAGGGACGGCUUCAAGUGCUAGAUCUGGAGCAUCCUGACCUAGCUGUAUAUAAUGUAAAGGCGCACAGUGGCAUUAUAAACUGCAUCGACGCAAUUGGCGGCACACAGCUGGAGUGUGGAGCACCGGAAAUCGUGACUGGUAGUCGAGAUGGAUCUAUCAAAGUGUGGGACAUACGCCAGGGCCAAGAUCCUGUUGUGGACAUAUCGCCGCCCUCGCAGAUGGGUGAUGGAAUCAACAGAAGCAAUCUCCGACGCGACUGCUGGGCGAUUGCGUUUGGCAACACAUACAACGAGGAAGAACGUCUCAUUGCAGCUGGCUACGACAAUGGGGAUUUGAAGCUUUUUGACCUGCGGGCCAUGGGCGUGCGCUGGGAGGCCACCAUUAGGAAUGGCAUCUGCGGCCUGGAGUUUGAUCGACGAGACAUACCCAUGAACAAGCUGGCGGUGACAACAUUAGAAGGUGGUCUCCUAGUCUAUGACAUGCGCACACAGCAUCCUACUAAGGGAUUCAGUUACGUGGAGGAACGCAAUGCGGGUCGCAGCGUAGGCACCAAUGGAGUCAUCACUGGCCCUAAAGCCACAGUCUGGACUGUUCGCCAUGUACCGCAAAAUCGGGACGUAUUCUUGACUGGCGGCGGAACCGGCUCUAUACGCCUCUGGAAAUACGAGUACCCCGAUCGACGCGUUCUCGAGGACGCCGAUGGCAACAAAGAAGGCGUUGCUGGUAAGCUUCAAAUGGUCAGUGCUGUAACUCUCAGCUCGCAACCUGUGCACAGCUUCGACUGGCAUCCAGACAAGCUGGGCCUGGCCGUUGCCGGCGCCUUCGAUCAGAGCGUACGCGUGCUUAUCACUACAAAGUUGAAUACGCUUUAGAUUAUAGAAUAUUAA
Molecule: messenger RNA, 1253 nt
Organism: Drosophila hydei
Lineage: Eukaryota; Metazoa; Arthropoda; Insecta; Diptera; Drosophilidae
Gene: Wdr92
Product: WD repeat-containing protein 92
Exons: 2
Coding region: 111-1238 (375 amino acids)
Molecular function (GO): ubiquitin binding
Source: RefSeq, a predicted model, not a curated record